This is a messenger RNA of Carya illinoinensis, 1434 nucleotides long. Its product is annotated as protein FAR-RED IMPAIRED RESPONSE 1-like. Bases 1 to 1434 code for a protein of 477 amino acids. NCBI's taxonomy places the organism in Eukaryota, Viridiplantae, Streptophyta, Magnoliopsida, Fagales, Juglandaceae. The record is from RefSeq and is a predicted model, not a curated record. The transcript is spliced from 4 exons.
AUGCAACAGCCAGAUGGCUACCAAUAUCCAUGCAAUAUUCAAGAGCACAAUGAUGGUUACCCAACUCCUGUUAUGACUACUGGAUCUGCCGCGAGCGAAAGAGGUGAUGUAGCAGAAACAUCGGGAUGUAGGGAAACUGAGUUCCCAUCUACCUCCGCUAGAGUUGAAGAAUGCAACAAAGAAAGACCAGAUUCUAUGGAAACUGAGGAUGGAAUUGGCGAGACAUCUCAAUUAGAUGAUGAAAUUGGUGGUGACACGAUUUUAGAGCCCAAGUCGAAGAUGGAGUUUAAUUCCUUUGAAGAAGGUGGGAAGGCCCAUAAUAGGACGUUGAAUGUUGCCAGGCCACGUCCGACAGGAAAGACUGAGUGUAAGGCGAAGAUUAAUGUCUUAAAAGUUGAUGGAAAGUUUCAAUUGACAACGGUUAAUAACAUUCAUAACCACAACCUCAGUCCAAAAAAAUCCUACUUCUUUCGAUGUAAUCGAGAAGUUAGUGAUUCCAUAAAAAGAGUCUUAGAUACAAAUGAUCUGGCUGGUAUCCGAAUGAAUAAGAGCUUCAGAUCUCUUGUCGUUGGCAUGGGAGGUUUCGAAAACCUCCCGUUUUUGGAAAAGGAUUGUCAGAAUUACAUUGAUAAGGCAAGACAUCUAAGGCUUGGUGCUGGUGGUGCUGGAGCGCUUCAAGAAUAUUUUUUACGGAUGCAAUACAAAAAUCCUGGCUUUUUUGCGUCGAUGGAUCUAGAUGACAAUGGGAGGUUGAAGAAUGUCUUCUGGGCAGACCCUCGUAGUAGGGCAGCCUAUGAAGAUUUCAGUGACGUGCUUUCCUCCUAUUCUGCCUAUAAAAGUGGGAUGAAGAGUGCCCUGAUGAAAUGUGUGUAUGAUUCCCAAAAUGUUGAAGAAUUUGAAAGCUAUUGGGAGCAUUUAAUCACCACUUACAACUUGGAGAAGAAUGCUUGGCUGCAAACUUUAUACACUGAGCGUGAGCAUUGGGUACCGGCAUUCUUGAAAGAUUCAUUUUGGGCGGGGAUCAGUACAACGCAGCAGAGUGAAAGCAUGAAUGCUUUUUUUGAUGGUUAUGUUCACGCUAAGACAAACUUGAAAGAGUUUGUUGAUCAGUUUGACAACACCUUGAAGAAAAAAAUUGAGAAUGAAAAUAGCUCUGACUUUCACUCCUUCAGCGUCACUAUUCCUUGCAUAUCUAGAUCUCUGAUUGAAAAGAAGUUUCAAGAAUGUUACACGAAUGCAAAAUUCAGGGAAGUUCAGAGAGAACUGCAAUGUCUUAUAGAUUUGGCUCCAGAGUUACUUAAGAGAGAUGGUGGUGUAAAGACGUACCUUGUAGAGGAUGAAGUUCAUGUGGAAGAAUUCACUAAGUUACAUAUUCAGUGGACUUUAGUGAUGUGGAUACAGCUGCAAAGUGUUCGUGUGGGCUAUUUCAGAUGA